Molecule: messenger RNA, 651 nt
Organism: Rotaria sp. Silwood1
Lineage: Eukaryota; Metazoa; Rotifera; Eurotatoria; Philodinida; Philodinidae
Source: the annotation of a GenBank genome assembly
AUGUCUCUUGAACUAUAUAAACGAUAUGAAAUUGUUUUUCUCAGAAAAAACAAAUAUGGGCCAAAAUUCGGUAUUAAUCGUAUUGCAAAAUUGGUCAACUGUAACCGGUCAACAGUCGUUCGUUGGUUGACACGGUGGGAAGAAACGAAGGAUCUUAGUGAUCGAGAGAGAAAAGGAAGACCACGAAAAACAACAACAACAGAUGAUGAAAUUGUUAUUGGUUUAGUAAGACAAGGUGUUGAUGAAGGAUUAACUAGUGAAAAAAUGCAAGAACAAGUACAAGCUGAAGGUAUUAAUGUUAAUCCACGUACAAUACGUCGAAGACUCCGAGAAGCGGGGUUUCGAUAUUUGAAACCUCUCUCAAAACCUCUUCUUAGUGAACAUCAUCAGAAGAAACGUUUAACAUGGGCCAGAUCAUUAAUGAAUUAUGAUUGGAAUCAAGUUAUGGCAACUGAUGAAUCGGUCUUUCGUCUUCAUGACAUUAAAAGAUUUUAUUGGCAACGGCCAGGUGAACGGAAAAUUUGUCGAAAAGUUAAAUAUACAAUUAAAAUAAAUGCACGGUGUUGUUUAUCUACUGUUGGUUUCGGACGAAUUCAUCAUCUUAGUAAAUCUGAUUCAAUUCAAAACCUUUUAAAAGUUAACUCCAGAUGA